AUGCACGCCGGACAAUGUCAAUUGUUGAUAAGUUUUUUGAUUGGUAUUAUUUCAGCUGAAAUCGAAUUUAUUGCUGUUCGACUACCAUUGAAAGGAGAACAUUCACCACCAAAUGCAGUAUGGCCACAUCCACAACAAAUCAUUGCUUCAAAUGAAUUGCUCUAUAUUCGGCCUCAUGAUAUCAUGAUUCAUUCUAAUAUUCGAACAUGUGAUAUUAUUUCAAAAGCUAUUGAACGAUAUGAACCAAUUUUCUUUCCACCAAAACUUUCAAUGAAUGAACCACCAUCUAAUGCUGAUAACAUUCUACAAAAUUUAACACUAAAUAUACGUGAUAAUCCUCAAUGUGAACAAUAUAUUCAACAAAAUUCAGAUGAAACUUAUACUUUAACGAUCAAUAACAAAAUAGCGAUUGUUGAAGCAACUAGUGUUUGGGGUUUAUUACGUGGUCUCGAAACAUUUUCACAACUUAUUUAUAUCAAUGAACAAAACUAUGUUGUUAUUAAUGAUUCUGUGACUGUUAUUGAUAGUCCUCGUUUUCAACAUCGUGGUGUUAUGCUCGAUUCAGCGCGACAUUUUUUACCAGUACCAAUUAUUAAAAAGAAUCUUGAUGUUCAUCGAUGUCGUUUAUUGAGACGAGGAAUACCUGCUCAACCAAUUUUGGGUGGUUAUUGUGGCAAUUAUGAAUUAGGCAUGCCAGAAUCGAUGAUUAACGAUCCAGCGUUCAAUUAUGAAAACUAUACUCCGACGAAUUCGACGACAACAUCAACACAAAGUUCAACCAACUCUUCAUCGGAACGUUCACCACCAAAUGCAGUAUGGCCACAUCCACAACAAAUUGUUGCUUCCAAUGAAUCGCUCUAUAUUCGUCCUCAUGAUAUCAUGAUUCAUUCUAAUAUUCGAACAUGUGAUAUUAUUUCAAAAGCUAUUGAACGAUAUGAACCAAUUUUCUUUCCACCAAAACUUUCAAUGAGUGAACCACCGUCUGAUGCUGAUAACAUUCUACAAAAUUUAACACUAAAUAUACGUGAUAAUCCUCAAUGUGAACAAUAUAUUCAACAAAAUUCAAAUGAAACUUAUACUUUAACGAUCAAUAACAAAAUAGCGAUUGUUGAAGCAAGUAGUGUUUGGGGUUUAUUACGUGGUCUCGAAACAUUCUCACAACUUAUUUAUAUCAAUGAACAAAACUAUGUUGUUAUUAAUAAUUCUGUGACUGUUAUUGAUAGUCCUCGUUUUCAACAUCGUGGUGUUAUGCUCGAUUCAGCGCGACAUUUUUUACCAGUACCAAUUAUUAAAAAGAAUCUUGAUGUAAUGGCUUAUAAUAAAUUAAAUGUAUUUCAUUGGCAUCUUGUAGACGAUCAAUCAUUUCCAUUUCAAAGUACAACUUUUCCAAAUCUAUCUCGAGCUGGAGCUUUUUCGACUUAUCAUGUAUAUACACCAGCAGAUGUUAAUGAUGUUAUUGAACAUGCUCGAUUACGUGGAAUUCGUGUCAUUCCUGAGAUUGAUACACCUGGUCACACAUAUUCAUGGGGUAAAUCAAUGCCAGAAUUAAUAACUCCAUGUUGGGCAAAUGGAAAACCAUAUCAAGCUAUUUAUGGAAUACAAGGUGCAAUGGAAAUAUUUAAUCCAAUUGAACCGCGUGUUUAUUCAACAAUGGAUGCUUUACUUCGAGAAGUAAAAAGUAGAUUUCCUUCCAAUUAUAUUCAUCUUGUAUAUGAUAAAUGUUGGCUUUCUAAUCCUAACAUUACUCAAUGGAUGAUUGAUAAUAGUAUUAAUUCUACGAAAGGUAUUCAUGCAUAUUAUGCAGAUAGAAUCUUAGAUAUUACACGUAAUAUCAAUGUUGUACCUAUUGUUUGGCAAGAUGUUUGGGAUGAAAAAGUUGAAUUACCAUCUGGCACUAUUAUACAAGUAUGGAAAGAUACUAGUGAUAAUAGUGCAUUUGGUUCAUGGGCUUCAUAUUUGAAUGAAGCAGCUAAUGAAGGUUAUAAUGUAAUACUUUCAAGUCCUUGGUAUAUUAAUUAUAUUAGUUAUGGCAAAUACAAUACAAAUACAUCUGUGAUGAAUUUAGAAUUUUUUAAGUAUUAUGAAGUUGAACCACUUCGUCUCUUUAGUGGUUCUGAUGAAGCAAAGAAACGUAUUCUUGGUGGAGAAGCUUGUCUAUGGGGUGAAUUUGUUGAUGGUACUAAUUUAUUACCACGAUUUUGGCCAAAAGCAUCUGCUGUAGCUGAACGAUUGUGGAGUGCUGCAAGUGUUAAUAAUUCUGAAGAUGCUCAAUUUCGAUUGGAUGUUCAUCGAUGUCGUUUAUUGAGACGAGGCAUACCUGCUCAACCAAUUUUGAGUGGUUAUUGUGGAAAUUAUGAUUUAGGCAUGCCAGAAUCGAUGAUUAACGAUCCAGCGUUCAAUUAUGAAAAUUAUACUUCAACUAAUUGGAUAACAACAGUAACGAGAUUAAGUUCAACUACAUCCUACCCAGUGAAUAGUGCUUCAUCAGUAAUUGUAUCAACUUGUACGAGUUUAAUAAUAAUAAUGAAAAUAACUCUCGUUACUAUUUCAUUUUAA
This is a messenger RNA of Rotaria sp. Silwood2, 2556 nucleotides long. The record is from the annotation of a GenBank genome assembly. NCBI's taxonomy places the organism in Eukaryota, Metazoa, Rotifera, Eurotatoria, Philodinida, Philodinidae.